Helianthus annuus (common sunflower) is the source of this 1900-nucleotide messenger RNA. RefSeq lists its product as uncharacterized. The record is from RefSeq and is a predicted model, not a curated record. Bases 360 to 1661 code for a protein of 433 amino acids. Lineage: Eukaryota; Viridiplantae; Streptophyta; Magnoliopsida; Asterales; Asteraceae. The transcript has 7 exons.
AUUGCCCCACAUCUUUAAUGUAUAUUCAAGCUGGUUCUGUGUGUCAGUGCACACCACCAAGGAAUCUUGAUUAUAUAUUAUAUACACACAUAUAAAUAUAUAUAUAGAGAGAGAGAGGUAGAGAGAGAGAGAAAGAGAAAGAGAAAAGUGUAUAUGUGUUGUGUAUUUAUCUGUAAUCUUUAUUUAUUAGAAGACUGAAAAUGUUGGCUCAAAUUUAAAACUCACCAAAUCUUGUCUUUGAAGAAAUGCACCAAAAACUGGAAUAAACCAGUUGUUGUUUCUUCUUCUUGUUGUCUUGCUGAUCACCAUAUCUCAGUUGCAAACAGACAACUGAAAAUCAGCAUAUACCAGAAAACAUCAUGUUAACUCACAACAAUAAAACCAAACACAAAUAUUCUUUCUUAACUGCCAAUCCAAACAUGCCUUCUACUUCUACUUCUAUUUCAUCUUCUUCCUUAAUUUUCAUAUUUGUUUGUACUAUGUUCUUGUUUGUUUCUGUUACUGAAUCUGUAUUGAUUAAUGAAACAAGAUUUAAGCCAAUGGAAGAGUUGAAGAAGCUCAGAAGAGUUAGAGCUCAUUUGAAGAAGAUCAAUAAACCUUGUGUCAAGACCAUUCAGAGUCCUGAUGGUGAUUUGAUAGAUUGUGUUCCUUCUCAUCUUCAACCAGCAUUUGAUCAUCCUAAGCUUAAAGGACAAAUACCAUUGGAACCACCAUUAGAGAGGCCAAAAGGGCAUAACUCAAGUGAUGAAACAUUUGAAACAAUUCAACUAUGGGCCGAAUCGAGCGAAUUCUGCCCAAAUGGAACCAUUCCCAUUAGAAGAACAACCAAAAAAGAUAUUUUACGUGCGAAUUCACUAAAAAGAUUUGGAAGAAAGAUUAGACGUGUGAGGCGCGAUACCAUGAGUGGUGGUCACGAGCAUGCAGUUGGUUUUGUAAAUGGAGAUAGAUACUAUGGAGCAAAGGCCAACAUGAAUGUAUGGUCACCUAGAGUUACUGAACCAUAUGAGUUUAGUUUGUCACAGUUAUGGGUCAUAUCCGGUUCAUUUGGUCAUGAUCUUAAUACCAUAGAAGCCGGUUGGCAGGUUAGCCCGGAGUUAUACGGAGAUGGUUAUCCUAGAUUUUUCACUUACUGGACAACUGAUGCAUACCGAGAAACCGGGUGCUAUAACUUACUAUGUUCAGGAUUUGUUCAAACAAAUAACAGGAUUGCCAUAGGUGCCGCGAUAUCUCCUCGAUCAUCUUACAACGGCAGACAAUUCGAUAUCAGUGUGACGAUAUGGAAGGACCCUAAACAUGGACACUGGUGGCUCCAACUAGGAUCCGGGGUGCUAAUCGGCUAUUGGCCAUCGUUCUUAUUUAGUCAUUUGCAAAAACACGCAAGUAUGAUACAAUUCGGCGGGGAAAUAGUGAACUCGAGAUCAAGAGGUCAUCACACAUAUACACAAAUGGGUAGUGGUCAUUUUGCAAGUGAAGGUUAUGGGAAAGCUGCUUAUUUUAGAAACUUGCAGGUUGUUGAUUGGGGCAAUACUUUGAUCCCUUUAUCAAAUCCACAUUUAUUGGCUGAUCAUCCAAAUUGUUAUAGCAUAAAGUCUGGAAAAAAUAAUGUUUGGGGAAAUUAUAUUUAUUAUGGAGGCCCAGGAAGAAAUGCAGGUUGUCAAUAGAGAGUAAUUGCAUAGGAUAACCUUGUUAUUUAUAUGAUUAAUUCUUUCCUUAGCAUUAAAAAAAGAUUUGGAGGAUUUUUUGAAUUUUUUAGAUCCUUUUAUUUGUGUUAGGUUGAGGGAUCUUGUAUAUUAAGGUUAGGGGAAAUUGGUUUAUAAUAUUAAUAUGUAUUAUGGUUCGUUUUGUAUUGACUAUUGACCUUGAAAACAUUUGAAUACACAUUAGGUGAUUUAUCAACCAA